AUAUGGCGCUAGCUCUCCCUACUAGACCUGCCAACUUCGUCCAAGCUCGCCCACCCUUCGUCAAGCUAGCUACAUGCACCACCUACAUGGCGUACUUCUACCUCGCCGCCGCAGCAUGCCUCGUCGGCGUGUUCCUCAACGCGCCUCACGCCACCGACGCGCAGCCCAUGCCAUGGCAUCGCUGCAACACGAGCAGCGGCAACUACACGGCGAACAGCACGUACCAAUCCAACAUACAGUACCUGGCCACCUCCCUCCCGGCGUACGCCUCUUCCUCCCCCUCCCUCUUCGCCUCCGGCUCCUCGGGCGCACCCCCCGACGCCAUCUACGCCCUCGCGCUCUGCCGCGGCGACACCACCAACGCCUCCUCCUGCGCCACCUGCGUCGCCGCGGCCAUCCAGGCCGCCCAGAAGCACUGCGCGCUCGUCAAGACCGUCGCCAUCUACGACGACCCCUGCAUCGUCCGCUUCUCCAACCUGGUGUUCCCGGUCAGCCCUCCCUAUAACAAAGGAAUGUUCGUCGCGUGGGACGACAACAAUGUCAGCGCGGCGGCGGCGGCCGCGUUCGACGCCGCCUUCGCCCGGCUGGCGAACGCCACCGCCGAGCACGCGGCGGCGGACUCGGUCAGGCGAUUCGCCACGGGGGAGGAGGCGGCGCUCGCCGUCGCCGGCGAGGUCUAUCCCAAGAUCUACUCGCUGGCGCAGUGCACGCCGGACAUGUCGGCGGAUGCCUGCCGGAGCUGCCUCGAGGAUAUACUCGUGAGGAUGGUGCCCACGUAUUUAGCCGGGAGGAAGGGCGGGCGCGUGUUGGGCGUGCGGUGCAACUUCCGGUUCGAGACGUAUCCUUUCUUCUUCGGCCAGCCGCUGUUGCAACUCCCGGGCUCGCCGGCGUCGUCUUCUGCUCCGGUGAACGGAGAAAGAUCGAAACACAAGAGAAGUACAAUGAUCGGCAUUCUGGUGCCUGCAAUUGCUUUAUCUUCCAUCGUAGCAUGGUUUUGUUCUUGGAGGUGGAGGAGAAGACUAGCAGCAAGAACCUUAGAGCUAAUUCCAACGGAGUCUAGUACAGAUGACAUGCAAAGUAUCGGCUCGCUCAUUCUUGAUCUGUCAACACUAAGAGUUGCUACAGAUGACUUUUCUGAGCACAAAAGGCUUGGUGAAGGUGGCUUCGGUGUAGUGUACAAGGGAGACCUACCUAAAGGUCAAGAAAUAGCAGUGAAGAGGCUCGCGAAGACUUCCAAACAAGGAAUAGAAGAGCUGAAAACUGAACUACUUUUGGUUGCUAAGCUGAACCACAACAAUCUUGUCAAGCUUAUUGGCGUCUGCUUGGAAGAAAAUGAGAAGAUACUUGUAUAUGAAUAUAUGCCUAAUAGAAGCCUUGAUACCAUUCUUUUUGAUGCGCAGAAAAUCAAAGAGCUCAAUUGGGGACAGAGGUUCAAGAUCAUAAAUGGAAUAGCUAGAGGGUUGCAAUAUCUUCAUGAAGAUUCUCAACUGAAGAUAGUUCAUCGUGACCUCAAAGCAAGCAAUGUUCUGUUGGAUUCUGCUUAUAAUCCUAAGAUUUCUGAUUUUGGGUUAGCUAAGAUAUUCGAAAGGGAUCAAUCAAAAGUUAUCACCCAUCGUAUAGCUGGUACUUAUGGAUACAUGUCACCAGAGUAUGCAAUGCGUGGACAAUAUUCAAUCAAGUCAGACGUGUUUAGCUUUGGUGUCCUGGUUUUAGAGAUCAUCACAGGGAGAAGAAACUUUGGCUCCUAUGGUUCUGAUCAACAAGAUUAUGAUCUCAUAAAUGCUACAUGGGAGCACUGGACUAGCGAUAAAGCCCUCGAGUUGAUCGAUCCAUCAUUGGGAAAUCACUAUCCAGUUGACAAGGUGCUCAAGUGCAUCCAAAUUGGGCUGCUCUGUGUUCAGCCGAAACCUGCUGAUAGGCCAUUGAUGUCUGCUGUUAAUGUCAUGCUUACUGGUACAAUCCGUCUCCCUUCCUUGUCCAGACCUGCCUUUUGGUUUCAGGAGAUUGGUGCUAGCUCAGAUGUAAAUUCAGAGCAGAACCUGCUUGACCCACACAACUCAACGAAAAUGUAUCAAAGUGAAGCACCGAUCACAGAGCUUGAGCCUAGAUAAAUCUUGUAAGAUGAGUUGAAAGAAUAUCCGCUUCUUCUUUCAUACAGUUACCGAUAUUUGUACAACGGACUCUUAUUAAUCUGGCUAUCUAGGUGUUGUGUUUUCGGCUCAACAAAGUCAAGUGGAAAUUAUUAGAUGUUAAUAAUGUAUCCUGCUGUCAUCCUGUUUAAAUCAACAGGAGCAUGUUUGCAUUGUUGCACAAAGAUACUGUAGCAAAUACGACACAUGCUUGAUACACUGGUUUUUCUUUUGAAAGAAUUGAUGCACUGAUUCUUUAUGUUA
Molecule: messenger RNA, 2393 nt
Organism: Oryza sativa Japonica Group (Japanese rice)
Lineage: Eukaryota; Viridiplantae; Streptophyta; Magnoliopsida; Poales; Poaceae
Product: cysteine-rich receptor-like protein kinase 10
Biological process (GO): protein phosphorylation
Cellular component (GO): plasma membrane
Molecular function (GO): protein serine/threonine kinase activity; ATP binding
Source: RefSeq, a predicted model, not a curated record